GCUCCCUGGCGGCGGCGGUUGCGCGCGCGCACGCGGCGAUGGCGGCAGCCGGGGAGCAGGCUCCAUACUCCGUGUACUUCUGCGGGAGCAUCCGCGGCGGGCGCGAGGACCAAGCACUGUAUGCGCGGAUCGUGUCGCGGCUGCGGCGCUAUGGGAAGGUGCUCACUGAGCACGUGGCUGAUGCUGAGUUGGAGCCGCUUGGGGAAGAGGCUGCUGGGGGUGACCAGUUCAUCCAUGAGCAGGACCUGAACUGGCUGCAGCAAGCAGAUGUGGUAGUGGCGGAAGUGACACAGCCAUCCUUGGGUGUUGGCUAUGAACUGGGCCGGGCAGUAGCUCUUGGGAAGCCAAUUCUGUGCCUGUUUCGACCACAGUCUGGCCGAGUGCUUUCCGCCAUGAUCCGCGGAGCAGCAGAUGGCUCGAGGUUCCAGGUAUGGGACUACGCAGAGGGAGAAGUGGAGACCAUGCUCGAUCGGUACUUUGAGGCAUAUCUUCCUCAGAAGACGGCUUCCUCCAGUCACCCAAGUGCCUGACCACCCUACUGUAUUAAAAAGAAAAUUAAGAUUUAUUUUUUUUUUUACGUAUACUUUAACUGCUGUAUGUAUGUAACCACAUUCAUCCUGGUGCCCAGAGGUCAGAGGAGGGUACCAUUCUCUGGAACUGGCAUUAGAGAUGGCUGUGGGCCUCCAUGUGCGUGCUGGAAACUGAGCCCACGUCCUCUGCAUGAGUGACACGUGGUGCUCUUAACUGCUGAGCCUUCUCUUUGGCCCUGACCCUACUUUAUUAAAUGCUAACCCCUGA
Rattus rattus (black rat) is the source of this 798-nucleotide messenger RNA. RefSeq names its product 2'-deoxynucleoside 5'-phosphate N-hydrolase 1 (gene Dnph1). NCBI's taxonomy places the organism in Eukaryota, Metazoa, Chordata, Mammalia, Rodentia, Muridae. The coding region runs from base 39 to 530 and encodes 163 amino acids. Gene Ontology annotation, cellular component: nucleus. Gene Ontology annotation, molecular function: 5-hydroxymethyl-dUMP N-hydrolase activity. Gene Ontology annotation, biological process: deoxyribonucleoside monophosphate catabolic process. The transcript has 4 exons. The record is from RefSeq and is a predicted model, not a curated record.